UUUUUACUUUUUCUCUUGUUUUCACACGAAUUCCGUUCAUCAGUGAGGUUAUAACUUCGAUUUAAAGAAAUUAAAAACCAUAGUCAUGGAAUUGCGCAGUCAAACAUUCAAUAAUUUAGUUGACAUUCUGAAAGGCGCUGGCGUCUAUGAGGAGGGCAUGGACAUGGAGGAGAUGCGCAACUUGGCCGAUGCUAUGCAACUCUCAACCGCCUGGCCCCAACAAUCCUCUGUAGAUCAGGAUUUGGAAAGGGCUCUACUGGAAAGCGAACUCGAAUUCAUGUACUUGCAUCCAGCUCAACUUCUAAAUUCCACAAUGAUUCAAGAAAACCCGAUUGCAAUUCCAGAAUCGAGUCCUGAUCGCGACUGCGAUAGUCCUCCAACUGCACCCAUACAUAUGACGGUCCGUGCAUUGGUUCAUCAUCCACUCGACUGGAGUCCCACAUCCCAAAGGCGUUCAUUACUCAAGCGGCCAUCUGUUUCUAAUAGUUCUGGCCCUGUUUUGGGUGGCAAAAGAAUUGGAGUCGUCAUCCGCGAUGGUGGCAAGCGUGGCGAUCAACCGGGAGCACCUCCCGAAUAUAAUCCCGACGAAACGCCCAUAUCGGUGGUAGAUUCAGGUGUCAGUAGCCAGGAGAUUAUGCUCUCCAGCCUCAGUUCAGAGGGCAGCACGGAGAUAUCCAUCGGCGAAAUGCCCAGCCGUCAUUUGAUCAGCACCAGUAGUGCUGCUGUUUCAGAUUUUCUCCUCUAGCCACGAUCAAGAAAAUCAAGAAUGAUCAUCGAUCAGAUCGUUAAAUCGAUUUAAUAAAAUAUUAUAGCCUAAGAUUUUUGUGAGUUAGCGAAGUUCCAAAUAAAGAAAAUUAAAAUAUGAA
Molecule: messenger RNA, 866 nt
Organism: Drosophila bipectinata
Lineage: Eukaryota; Metazoa; Arthropoda; Insecta; Diptera; Drosophilidae
Source: RefSeq, a predicted model, not a curated record